AGGAGGCGGCGAUCCCGGCGGAGGGGGCCGUUCGCCAGCUCCGAGGCAGAAAGUGCCACGACUCCACACGCGCGCACGCAGCCAGCGAGCGGCCGGAGCGGACGACGGACGGGGCGGACGGCGUCGGGGUCGUGAAAUCUGCAGCUGCUCAGGGGCGGCUUCUCGGCGGAGGCUCGGCCGGCUCCUCUCUUUUGGUUCAGCGGCGGCGGCGGCAGCGGCGGCGGCGGCUCCUGCCCUCUUGCUCUCCCUCCCGCGUCUCCGGCUGCAGGUGGAAAGAAAGCCAACCAGGAUGGAUAUUUACGACACUCAGACCUUGGGGGUUGUGGUCUUUGGCGGGUUCAUGGUGGUUUCUGCCAUCGGCAUCUUCUUGGUGUCAACCUUCUCCAUGAAGGAGACGUCAUAUGAAGAAGCCCUUGCCAACCAGCGGAAGGAGAUGGCAAAAACUCACCACCAGAAAGUAGAGAAGAAAAAGAAGGAGAAACCUGUGGAGAAGAAAGGAAAGACCAAGAAAAAGGAAGAGAAACCCAAUGGGAAGAUACCUGACCAUGACCUGACCCCCAAUGUGACCAUCUUCCUCAAAGAACCAGUGCGCACACCUGCUGUGGCUGUGGCCCCAACCCCAGUCCAGUCUCCAGUGCUCCUUGCCCCUGUGGCUACGGUACCAGCCAUGCCUCAAGAGAAGCCAGCCUCCUCACCUAAGGACAAAAAGAAGAAGGAGAAAAAAGUGGCAAAGGUGGAGCCAGCAGUCAGUUCUGUAGUGAAUUCCAUUCAGGUUCUUGCCUCAAAGUCUGCCAUCUUAGAAGCCACUCCCAAGGAGGUGCCUAUGGUGGUCGUACCCCCAGUAGGUGCUAAGGCCAGUGCCCCCAUCACCAGCAUUGCUCAGGGCAAGAAGGCAGAAAUGGGGCAGAACCAGGGCAAAAAGGGGGAGGGGGCCCCAAACCAGGGCAAGAAGUCAGAGGGAACCCCAAACCAGAGCAGAAAGGUAGAGGGUGUCCAGAACCAGGGCAAAAAGGGGGAGGGGAUCCAGAACCAAGGUAAAAAGGGAGAGAGUACGCAGGGCAAGAAAGGAGAGGGAGCCCAGAACCAAGGCAAGAAGGCAGAGGGAACCUCAAACCAGGGCAAGAAAGGGGAAGGUGUCCAGAACCAGGGCAAGAAAGGGGAGGGUGUCCAAAACCAAGGCAAGAAAGUGGAUGGAGCCCAGAAUCAAGGCAAGAAGGUGGAGGGAACCUCAAACCAGGGAAAGAAGGGAGAUGCAGUCCAGAACCAGGGCAAGAAGGCAGAGGGAACCCCAAACCAGGGUAAGAAGGGAGAUGCAGUCCAGAACCAGGGCAAGAAGGGAGAGGCGGACCAGAACCAGGACAAGAAGGUAGAGGGAGCCCAGAACAAGGGCAAGAAGUCAGAGGGGGUCCAGAACCAGGGUAAGAAGGGAGAAGGAGCCCAGAACCAGAGCAAAAAAGUGGAAGGAUCUCCCAACCAGGGCAAAAAGGUUGAGGGGGCUCAGAACCAGGGCAAGAAAGGGGAGGGGGCCCAGACUCAGGGCAAGAAAGGGGAGGGGGCCCAGACCCAGGGCAAGAAAGGAGAGGGGGCCCAGAACCAGGACAAGAAAGGGGAGGGGGCCCAGAACCAGGGCAAGAAAGGGGAGGGGGCCCAGAACCAGGGCAAGAAAGGGGAGGGGGCCCAGAACCAGGGCAAGAAAGGGGAGGGGGCCCAGAACCAGGGCAAGAAAGUGGAGGGGGCCCAGAACCAGGGCAAGAAAGGGGAGGGGGCCCAGAACCAGGACAAGAAAGGAGGGGGCCAGAACCAGGACAAGAAAGGGGAGGGGGCCCAGAACCAGGGCAAGAAAGGGGAGGGGGGCCAGAACCAGGGCAAGAAAGGGGAGGGGGCCCAGAACCAGGGCAAGAAAGGGGAGGGGGCCCAGAACCAGGGCAAGAAAGGGGAGGGGGCCCAGAACCAGGGCAAGAAAGGGGAAGGGACCCAGAACCAGGGCAAGAAAGUAGAAGGGUCUUCCAACCAGGGCACAAAGGUAGAGGGGGCCCAGAACCAGGCCAAAAAAGUGGAAGGAACCCUAAGCCAGGGCAAGAAGGCAGAGGGGGCCCAGAACCAGGGCAAAAAGGGGGAGGGGACCCAGAACCAGGGCAAAAAAGGGGAGGGGUCCCAGAACCAGGGCAAAAAAGCAGAGGGGGCUCAGAACCAGGGCAAGAAGGCAGAGGGGGCCCAAAACCAGAGCAAAAAGGGGGAAGGAGCUCCUAACCAAGGCAAAAAGGGGGAAGGAGCUACUAACCAAGGCAAGAAGGCAGAAGGGAGCCCCAACCAGGGCAAAAAGACAGAUUCAGUUACUAAUCAGGGAACAAAAGCAGAGGGUGGUACAAACCAGGGGAAAAAAGCAGAUGGGUCCCCCAAUCAAGGCAAAAAGGCCGAGGGAACCCCAAACCAAGGCAAAAAGGAAGAAGGGUCCUCCAACCAGGGCAAAAAGGUAGAUGCAGCUGCCAAUCAGGGUAAAAAGACAGAGUCAGCUCCUGCCCAGGGUAAAAAUGCAGAUAUGGUCCAGAGCCAGGAGGCACCAAAGCAAGAGACUCCUGCAAAGAAGAAGUCUGGUUCAAAGAAAAAAGGCGAGCUUGGGCCCUUGGAUUCUGACAGCCCUGUCUACCUGCCCUACAAGACGCUAGUCUCCACGGUUGGAAGCAUGGUGUUCAAUGAGGGUGAAGCCCAGAGGCUCAUUGAGAUCCUGUCUGAGAAGGCUGGUGUCAUUCAAGACACAUGGCAUAAGGCCACUCAGAAGGGGGACCCUGUGGCAAUUCUGAAACGCCAGCUGGAAGAGAAAGAAAAGCUGCUAGCCACAGAGCAGGAGGAUGCAGCUGUUGCCAAGAGCAAAUUGAGGGAACUCAACAAGGAGAUGGCCUCAGAAAAGGCCAAGGCUGCAGCUGGGGAAGCCAAAGUGAAGAAGCAACUGGUAGCCCGGGAGCAGGAGAUCGCGGCUGUGCAGGCACGCAUGCAGGCCAGUUACCGGGAGCAUGUGAAGGAGGUGCAGCAACUGCAGGGCAAGAUCCGGACUCUUCAGGAGCAGCUGGAGAACGGCCCCAACACCCAGCUGGCCCGCUUGCAGCAAGAGAACUCCAUCCUAAGGGAUGCCUUGAACCAGGCCACAAGCCAGGUGGAGAGCAAGCAGAAUGCAGAGUUGGCAAAGCUCCGGCAGGAGCUCAGCAAGGUCAGCAAGGAGCUGGUAGAGAAGUCAGAGGCCUCACGGCAAGAGGAGCAACAGCGGAAGGCCCUUGAAGCCAAGGCAACUGCCUUUGAGAAGCAAGUCCUUCAACUACAGGCAUCUCACAAGGAGAGUGAGGAGGCUCUGCAGAAGCGCCUGGACGAGGUCAGCCGAGAGCUGUGUCGUGCACAGACCAGCCAUGCCAGCCUCCGGGCAGAUGCAGAGAAGGUCCAGGAGCAGCAGCAGCAGAUGGCAGAGCUACACAGCAAAUUACAGUCCUCUGAAGUGGAGGUGAAGAGCAAGUGUGAGGAACUGAGUGAUCUCCAUGGGCAACUCAAGGAGGCCAAGGCAGAGAACUCGCAGCUCACAGAGAGGAUCCGUUCCAUUGAGGCCCUGCUAGAGGCAGGCCAGGCCCGGGACACCCAGGCCAUCCGUACUGAGGCUGACCAGCAGCAGACCCGUGUCCAGGAACUAGAGUCCCAGAUAUCGCAUCUGGAGAAGGAGGCCACUGAGCUGAAGGAGGCUGUGGAGCAGCAGAAAGGAAAGAACAAUGACCUCCGAGAGAAGAACUGGAAGGCAAUGGAGGCACUGGCCUCUGCUGAGAGGGCCUGUGAGGAGAAGCUAUGCUCCCUGACUCAGGCAAAGGAGGAAUCAGAGAAGCAGCUCCACCUGACUGAGGCCCAGACCAAGGAGGCUCUGCUGGCUCUGCUCCCAGAACUCUCGGUUUUGGCACACGAGAAUUACGGUGAGUGGCUGCAGGAACUCAAAGAGAAAGGUUCCCAGCUGCUGAAGAAGCCACCAACUACCACAGAGCCCUCACCGGACCUGGCCUCCAAGUUGAGAGAGGCUGAAGAGACUCAGAGCACCCUGCAGGCUGAGUGUGACCAGUACCGCACCAUCCUGGCAGAGACGGAGGGGAUGCUCAAAGACCUGCAAAAGAGCGUUGAGGAGGAGGAGCAGGUUUGGAAGGCCAAAGUGGGUGCUGCAGAGGAGGAGCUCCAGAAGUCACGGGUCACAGUGAAACAUCUCGAAGACGUUGUAGAGAAACUAAAAGCAGAACUUGAAAGCUCAGAUCAGGUACGGGAGCAUACCUCAUUACUGGAAGCAGAGCUGGAGAAGCACAUGGCAGCCUCCAGUGCUGAGUGCCAGAACUAUGCCAAGGAGGUAGCGGGGCUGAGGCAACUUUUAUUAGAAUCUCAAUCUCAGCUGGAUGCAGCCAAGAGUGAAGCCCAGAAACAAAGUGAUGAGCUUGCCCUGGUCAGGCAGCAGUUGAGUGAGAUGAAGAGCCACGUAAAGGAUGGUGACGUGGCUGGGUCCCCAGCUGUUCCCACAGAAGUGCCCCCAGCCGAGCAGGACCCCAUGAAGCUGAAAACGCAGCUAGAGCGGACAGAAGCCAUCCUGGAGGAUGAGCAGACACAACGGCAGAAGCUUACAGCUGAGUUUGAGGAGGCUCAGGCCACAGCGUGUCGGUUACAAGAGGAGUUGGAGAAGCUCCGUACUGCUGGCCCACUGCAGUCUUCAGGAGAAGAGGCCACACAGCUGAAGGACAGACUAGAAAAAGAGAAGAAGUUAACUGGUGACCUGGGGCGUGCCGCCACCAAACUUCAGGAGCUUUUGAAGACCACCCAGGAGCAGCUGGCAAAGGAGAAGAACACAGUGAAGAAGCUGCAAGAACAGCUAGAAAAGACGGAGGAUGGAGGCAGCUCAAAGGAGGGCACUUCUGUCUGAUUCUCUUUGGAAACUGUCCAGCUUACCAAAAUGCCUUACACAUUCCUUACAAAUAAAUAAAUAAACCAUCCAACACAGCGUUAUCCAGGCCCACCUUCCAGUAGCUCCGAGAGAAGCCAUUAGAGACAAGAGUCUCUUGGAACCACAGAAAUAAAUCUUCCAGACCCCUAGUCUGUAAAAGAACCUUUGUCACACUUGAUAAACACUACUCCCAGGAGCAGCCCUGGACCACCCUAAGCAGACGCCAAAGCCCUCGUCAACUGCCAGACCAGGGUGUGCUGGGAGGCCGGGACACUCGGGAAUCUGUGUCAAUCAGUGCAAUUACUGUGUAUUUCACAGUGGGGCGGGAGUCAGGAAGUGGCCGGACUGGGUGGUGAGUUCUGAGGCUGCAGAGCAGACUGGUGGAGGGUCACGCACGAUCCAGCCCAGUGAGGCAGCAGCCCCUCACCCCUGGAGGUUGCCAAGCAGAACUGAUGUGUAACCUCCUGGAUGUUUAUGCCAUUAAAACCAACGUGUUGCCCGGCGCUCCAUCUUGUCUGCUCUUC
This is a messenger RNA of Castor canadensis (American beaver), 5472 nucleotides long. RefSeq names its product ribosome binding protein 1 (gene Rrbp1). Lineage: Eukaryota; Metazoa; Chordata; Mammalia; Rodentia; Castoridae. The record is from RefSeq and is a predicted model, not a curated record. Gene Ontology annotation, cellular component: endoplasmic reticulum membrane. Gene Ontology annotation, biological process: protein transport.